Molecule: messenger RNA, 7243 nt
Organism: Parasteatoda tepidariorum (common house spider)
Lineage: Eukaryota; Metazoa; Arthropoda; Arachnida; Araneae; Theridiidae
Biological process (GO): negative regulation of DNA-templated transcription
Cellular component (GO): PRC1 complex; nucleus
Molecular function (GO): histone binding; DNA binding; chromatin binding
Source: RefSeq, a predicted model, not a curated record
AACGGAUAUACGAGCCGGACGUAAAAGCUUCCUUUACUGACCCCUACUCAGCGUGAUUCUAAAUUUCUUGGCUGCCAAGCAACAAAUAUGUUCCGUUUAAUUUUAUCGUCUAAACAAAAAACAAUUGCAUACUGUUUUGAAAGCUAUGAGUUCUGUUAAAAUAAAAGUCUAGAUUUGGUCAACUCAGAAUUAGGCAGUAUGAGCGAGAGCUCGAAAAAAUUAUGUGCAGACUGUGGUAAGACAAUGAUUGGCGAAAAAGAAUUGAGUUUGAUGCAAGAAGUGUUAUUUCAGCCAUUUAUUCAUAGUGGAGAGUUGGUGCUGGAAGUUGAGUGUGGAUCAAAUGUAGGAUGGUUAUUUAUUUCUCGAUUGUGCCAAGGAUCGAAAGGUGCUUCUAUUUGGUUUCAAAAUGUUUGGCUUACGCCGAAUGAAUUUCAAUACAUAAGUGGCCGAGAGACUGCUAAAGAUUGGAAACGUAGUAUACGACACAGAGGAAGAAGUUUAAAGUUGUUAAUGGCGAAAGGAUUUUUCGAUUUUCAUCCUUCAAUAUGCGUUUGCAAAGGCAUGGUUACCAAAGUGAAUAGAGUGAAGCUUUCCGAAAAAUGGACUCUCAUAUCACCAGAUCAAAAUCAUAUUACCACAAAUGAGCCUUCAAAGCAACACUCAUGUGAAAACCGACAAUAUGUUGCUGAGAAUUUUGAUUAUGUUUCAAUACCACCAAGGAAGUUAACUUGUGGGAAGUCGGAUGAGCAGUGCAACACUGAAGGAGCUAUCAUUGAAUCUGAUGAAAACAUGGACAGUGGUCGUAAACAAAGUUCCGAAACAAAGCAUUGCAUAAGUCCAGAACCAAAGAAAGAAAGUCGAUUAACCUCCAUCAUCGAUCAGCUAAGAAAUAGUAAAACAAAGGAUGCUACUUUGCCUGAUAUAAAAAAUAAACAAAGUGAUACAAAUUCUACAUUGUCAGUGAAGAAUCAAAUUGAAGAAAAAGAAAAAGACAUUAUUGUUGGUGACAUCAGAUCUCGACCUGAAGGUGGUGCAGCCACACCCAGGGGUCCUCAGUCACCCUCUUGGAGUCACUGCGACAUGCCGACGGACGCAGCUCUAGCAGCAGCCUCGUCCAACGCCGGACACAACAACAACGCUACACCGAAGACUGACCGGGGCACUCCCGAGCCGGAGUCAUCUUCCUCACCGUCCAUUUCACCGCACUCACCAAGUCCAGCUCGUGCUUUCCCAUCUCUUUUGGUUCCUGGUUUUGGACUUGCCGGACUUCGGGUUAGCUCUACUGCCCCAUUCUCACCCCCUCCCGGACUUGAGAGGUUUUCACCUGCUACAGGCAAUCCGGCCAUCAAACAGAUGGAAAUGAUGACAAGAAACUACAGUGACUUCAUGCGGUCUCUUGCCGCCAAAUAUAAUCAGAACAAUACGCAAGACAGUUUUCCAACACCACAAAGCAAUGGUAUUGUCCGGGGAUUUGACUCAUCAUUUUCUUAUAAGUCAGGAUCGCCUUUUCUUGUAAGAAAUGUGGACUCUGAUGGAAAUGGUAGUAGUUUAACAACAGGGUUAAAUAGGAAAUUAGACAAUCAAAGCUCACCAACACCAGCUGAGACUAGAAACAGUAACAACAAUAACGUCAACAGCAGCAAUCCAGUGCUAAGUAGUGGCAGUAUUUCUGAUUUCUCAUCCUCUCAAACACUAUUAAAUCUAGUUCGAACUGCUAGUGCUCAAAGUGCCUCACAAUUGGAAAACUAUUUAAAAGGAGCUGUAAAAAGAAGUGCUGACGGUGAAAGUCGACUAGAUCCUUUAGAUUUAACUGUUGGUGGAACUGCUCUUAAAAGACCAAAAUUUGAAGCCGGUAGUGUGCGUGAUUUAAGAAACUGUCGGGACUUUUUUCACUCUGAAACAGAAACAUCAAUUUCUAGUGGCAAUGAUGGACAUGGAAGUAUUAGGACACUACCUGCUAGUGGUACAAAACCUUCAUGGAUGUCUUUGUUAGACAAACGUAUGCAUGCAUCUCCUACAUCUUCUUCUAGGACUUCACCUAAAAUUCAAAACUCUGAUCAACGAUCGCGUUGUGUCUCACUUUGUGUUGAAAAAUCAUGUUCAUCACAGUCUGAAGCUAGUGAUCUUUCUCAUUGGACAGUAGAUGAUGUAGUAAAAUUUGUAUCUUCAGUUGAAACCUGUAGUGAAUAUGCUGAGAAAUUCCGUGAAGAGUCAAUAGAUGGUUCUACGUUACCUUUGCUAACCGAAGAUCAUUUGAUGAUGCAUCUAGGUUUGAAGUUAGGACCUGCGCUGAAACUUCGAUCGACGCUUGCAAGAAGAAUUGGACAUUGUGCUGUGUGCAUGCAUUGCGUGCAUUGUCAUGGUGAUGAAAAUACAGAUGUUCGAUCUUCACGAUCGCCGACAGUUAGUAAAUGACAUUCAUUUAACGUCUACUUAAAUGACUUCUUCGGUCACUGCUGCACCAGAAAAAACUUAUUGCUACAAUUGCAAAAGCUUUGGUGAAACAGCAUUCAAUCCAAAAAGAAUUAUUCCUUGAUUGAACACCAAACCUUUGUAUAAUGCUGUGCGUUAAUACUUAGGUGAAAGACUGGAAGUUAAACUAGUUUCAGAUAAUCAUUCAGCUUUGUCGUAGAAGAUUUGAAACUAUUGAUGACUAAGUGCAAUGACAUAUUUUAGUUAAUUUAUGUGUUGAAUUUAUAGCUCAUUAUUUUGAUUAUAGAGGCUAUUUUACGUUGAUUUUCGCUCAAGCUGCUUUGGGCAGUGGAAAAUACUAAAAUAUUUUAUUUUAUAUUUCAAAGUCGUUCGCGUAACGUGAUAAGAAAAAUAGAUGAUUUGUUGUUUUUGUUUAUUUUGAUUUUCUUUAUUAAAUUCAAUGAAAUCAUUUAGUAACUGAGACAAUAAGUUCUUUUGUUUAUAAUUUUUGUGUUGAAAUUAAAUGUGAACACAAAUUAGUUAAACUAUUUCUAUUUAUAACUAUAUUUUCAGUUUAGAUGUACUAAUUGAUAACUCCAUAUUUUUCACAAUUUGCGCAUUUUCCACCGAUUUUAAUACAUAAGACAAUCAUUAAUACUUUUCCAACUAAUAUUGUUGAUGUAUCUUAAUUUCCUCGUGUUCUGUAUAAAAAAAAACUUAACUGAUAAUAAUUGCUCUUAAAAUAUAUUAACUACUGCUUUAGUGUUUGCUUAUCGUUACUGUUAUAAAUAAAUUUAAUACGUAGUCUACUAAUAUUAUUUUUAAUACAGUGAAAUCAUAUCCUAUGAGUGAGGAAAGAAAUCAAAGAGAGAAAGAAUAUUAAGCACCAGAAAACGUUUUUAUUAACUUAGUUAACUUGACCGAGAAGGAAAAAUUUCAAAACGUCAAGUUUAGAAUGGAUUGAAUCAUGAUAUCAUUCAAGUUUAGCUCAUUAUCGUUCGAAUAAAACCUUAUUAAAUUUGAUACUACAGUUCAACUUGAAUAAAUGCAAGGUUCUUUAUUAAAGUUGCCGCAAAUAUGUUUCUAAGUACCGUGGGGAUCAUUAAUUCUCUUAAUUCAAACCUGUACCAAUCGUUGGUAAAUCUAAAAUAUUUUGAAAAGCAUUCUCUGUUGCUUAAUUUUGAAUCAAUAUUUAACAGAGAGAUUUUUUUUUAAAGAAAGGAAGUUUGAUUUGAAAUUAUUUUCAGUUUUCUUAAGCGCACUUUAAGUCACCUGUAAUAUUUUCUGAAGUAUCCAAUACUUGCAACGUUUAAUACAAUAUCUGCUGUCUUAAAAAUAAAUCAACAAUAUCCAACAUUCAUCAAAAAUAAAUCAACAAUAUCCAACAUUCAUAAAAAAUAAAUCAACAAUAUCCAACAUUCAUCAAAAAUAAAUCAACAAUAUCCAACAUUCAUCAAUUUAAAUAUAUUCACAUUUGUAAUGUUUUAAAUUUUAGCUAAAAUUUACAAAAUCAAGGUUACUGUAAUCUCAUACAUCAAGAUGCAUAAAGUUGAUUAAAGAAAAGCAUUGAUCAAAUUCUUCGCUUUCUUCUGUUUAACCUAACCAUUCUUUGUUGAACUCUUCUUUUAAAUGUAUUUUAAUUUUAUAAACAAACCACAUUUUAAAUAUAAAAGAAUAAUCACAUCCGAAAGUGAAACUGAAAUAAAAGGAACAAAAGCUGAGGACCGUGGGUUUUUCAAAAGAAAAACCCGUUCUUAUACGCGACACAAACGCCUAUUACAAAAGGUACCCACUUUUCUCAGACGCUUGUAAUUUAAGUGUAUCAAGAAAACACGGUAGGCGGUGCUGGGGUCACAUGCCAUGAGUACCCUCUAAGGGUGGAGUAGUCACAGUUUCCACCUAGGGUCGGCAAUGUCCUGCUGCAAUUUGCAAAGAUCACAUCGACGCUCCUGUUCGCGCACCACGACGUUCAAGGACGCUCCCGUUCACGCAAGAUUCUGAAUGAGAACGGCUAUAUCCUUCUUUUCGCCCACGCCUCUGCACCUGGUCCUGCAAAAUGUCUUUUAUCUGUGGUUUGACCACCCUUUGAUGGAUGCUGAAAUGCAGCCUACUAGGUCAAAGGUUGCUUCAUUUCUCAAUAUGCAUUUUCAGAACCGCACCCCACAUCUCUGUACAUUACAAGCUAAAUACGAGUCUAUACAGAUUACUCGACAGUAUAUUGUACAAAUUUAUAGAAAGAUAAAUGUAGUGCUGAAUUAUUUUUAUACAAAUAUCUAUUUUUACAUGUCAGAAUAAUUUCUUAUGUAAGAAUGGUUUCUUGUAGUAAAAUCAAGUAAAAUAUGAAAAUAGCUUUAAAUUUCUUUGUAUCAACUGAAUUUUACUGAAUAAAAAAUAUGUUUUGAAGCAUAAUACAUUGUUUUACAUUUCUACGAAAUUAAGACAGAAAACAUGUAUAUUGACUAACAUAAAAUAUCUAAUUUGUAUUAUUUAUUUUCCUCACUAUUCAUUGUUUUUAGUUAUGUUUCGCACAAAAUAAUUAAUUCGUUAAAAGUAUUUCUUUUGGGAUCUUGAAAGUGAAAGUUUUGUUGGUUUUAUUUUCUCUAAAACUCUAUUUUGACAUUGUUUAUUAGUUUUAAAUUUACAUAACUUUACUUUUUAAUAACGAUUAUCCGCUAACUUUUUUUAAAUUGUUUAAUUUAUAUUUAGAUUUAUUAUUAUAAUGAGCAACAAUAAGAGAAGAAUUAAAUCUUUUAAAAAUAUUUUUCUUUCUGAUUAAAAAAUGAUUAAUUAUCAAAGCAUUUUAUUUUAUUCUGUUGGUAUUUUUAAAUUUUUAUGUCCUACACACUGUAAAAAAUGUUGGUGGAUACUCUUACAGAAUUACCAGCUUACAUAAAAACGUUAAUACCAGUUUAACCGUUAAUACCAGUUUAAAAAACGGAAUUACCAGUUUACAAAUAAACGUUUCUUGCUAAAAUGCAUUCCUUUAACCGAAACGCAAUUUGAAAGGAGAAAAAGUUCAUUUUCUUUUAUUUCCUAUUGAGCUUCUAGAAAUAAUUUAUAGAUAUCACUAUGAGAGAUUUUGAAAAAAUGAUUUGUUUAUUUUAAAAACAAUUAUGGCGCCAUGAUAUGUAUAUUUAAAUAUAUAUAUAUAUAUAUAUAAUACCAGUUUUUGUUCUAUUUUUAAAAGGAUUGUAAAUAUAGAUGUAAAUUGUGAAAUCAAUUUUCAAACCUGUGAUUGUUAUUUUUUUUAAAAAUUAUGCUUAUAUUUUUAAAAUAUAGAUAUUUUAUUUAUUAAUACCAAAUUGUUUUCAUUCGAAUUUUUAUUUUCUUGUAUAUUUUGUGCAAUUCAAAAUUAUUUUCCUAUGUUUUGUGAAGAUUUCCAAUAUUCAAUAAUGUAUACGAGGUCUUUGGUUUAUAUAACAGUUUAAUUCGUUUUCCGAAGGUCUAUCACAAGAUUUUCAAGAACAGGUCCUUCUUUUUUUUUCCAAAAAAUGUAUGAUUAAAAAAGUAAGAUUAAUUAAAUAACCACUUUUACUUUUGCUUUUUGCACCAUUACUUUUGUUUCAUUUUUACUACGUUUAUCCAUUUACUUCUACGCUAGCUGCUCUGAAAUAGUAGUUAAAAAUAUAAUUUGAUGAUAAAAACUUUAGUUCAAGGAUAGGGAAGAACUUGAUAGUAAAGAAAAAAUAAAAGUUGGAAAAUUAUAAAUUCAAAGUUUACGAAAAAUAACAAUAAUAAUAAUAAUAAAAGUCUUACAAUUUGCAUUUAACAAUUGAGAUCUUAUUCCUCGAAGAGGAAGUUUAUAAAAAAUAAAAAAAAUAAGUCUUUUAUACUUCAUAAAUUAUUAUCAUAUUAUAAACUAUUAGUAAUAUAAACUAUCAUUAUUCAAACUAAAAUAUAUAUUUUUAAUAUUUUUAAAUGUUUAUAGAUGGAAAUUAACAUUUUUUUUAUUUAUUGAUAUCUGUAAUUCUCAUGCAUUAAGCCCAGCGAUUUCAUAAAAUUGACACAAUGUAAUCGAAGAGAAACUAAUGACAGCUACCUUAUUAAAUGAAUUCAAGAAAUGAAAAUAUUUUUUUAUUAUUUUUUUUAAAAGUAAAGUUUGAUUCUAAUAUAAGGUAUACAAAUAAAUUUAAAUACUGAAAGAAUUUUUCAUUUAAAUUGCACAAAAAUGUUAAGGAAUAGAUUUCAGAAAUUAAAAAACGUUAAUUUUAAACGAAAGUAAAAUUCACUUGUUUUCAAACCAAAUGAUUCAUAACAUCCUAAAGUUUAGUAAUCACAUGUAUUUUUUAUAACAGAAAAAUUACUUUCCAUUUAUGGAAACAAUACUUUAUUAAUCUGUGAAAGUUCUACUGAUUAUUAAUAUAUAAACAAUUAAUUUUAUUUACCAUUUUUUGUAUGUUAAAAUUGGUAGACAUACAUUCAAUGUACUUACAGUAGUUCUUUAAUAUAUUAUUUUUAAUGGAUCUUGACUAUUUAUGAAGUUAUUUAGGACAGAGCUUUUUGUAAAUUAAUUUUGAAAUUAAUCUAAACAAAAAAUUUUCUUUCAUGUAAAAAUCUUAUACCGGUUUGCCUUAUUUUUAUGAGUUAGUUUUAGUUUCACCCAAAGAUAUGUAUGUUGAAAGAAAUAGACAGUUACUGUCUACUUGUGAUAAAUACUUUGUGUAUAUGUUUGUUAAACAAUUCUGCUUUUCUUUAAAAAAAAAUCAUAUUUGAUGACGUAAUAUAUGCUUUUAAAUAGUUGGACUAUAUAUGUUCACUAUUUUCUCAUUGUAUAUAUUAAUGUAAAUUUCUUUACAAAGAAUGGGUAUGAAAUAAAGGAAAUUCUAAAUAA